AUGAAAAAAAUUGUUUUUCUACUUUUACUUAUAAUUUUUACAAAUUUGGUUUAUGGAACAAUCAAAAUAAAUGAUAACCAAGAAAAUGAUGUAAAACAACCAACUGUAAGAGAAUCAGCAAGCAAGACAAAACCAAAUUUUUUGACAGAUUUACUACAUGGUCUUGGGGAUGUUCUGGGACAUCUGGUUAAUUUCAAAGAGCACGCUUUAAAUGUUAAUUUGGGUCAAACAGUGGACGAUCUACUGAAAGCUGUUGGUCGAUUGCUAGGAAAUCUCACACAUAACGAAGGUGCAACUCUAUUAACCAAUGAGUUGGAUACACUUGAUCUACUAUUGAACUUGGAAGAGAGAAUCAAAGCUAAAGAGUUUGAAAUUGAACUUAGAAAACAACUAAAAUAA
Heterostelium album PN500 is the source of this 399-nucleotide messenger RNA. RefSeq lists its product as uncharacterized. Lineage: Eukaryota; Evosea; Eumycetozoa; Acytosteliales; Acytosteliaceae. The transcript has 3 exons. The record is from RefSeq and is a predicted model, not a curated record. The coding region runs from base 1 to 399 and encodes 132 amino acids.